GUACUUCACACAUUGGUGUGUGAAGAGUGAAGAGAAGAGACACCUUAUCCUUAAGGACUUGAAGCCCCCCAAGUAGCAACGCAAUGCCCACUUUGAACCUCUUCACCAACAUCCCUGUCGAUCCUGUUAUUGCUUCCGACAUUCUCAGGGAUGCCACCAAAGCUGUUGCAAAGAUCAUCGGAAAACCCGAAUCUUAUGUGAUGAUUUUGUUGAAUGGUGGAGUGCCUAUUGCAUUUGCUGGGACUGAAGAGCCAGCUGCUUAUGGUGAAUUGGUAUCAAUUGGGGGCCUUGGUCCAGAUGUUAAUGGGAAAUUGAGUUCUACUAUUGCUGAAAUCCUUCAAACUAAGCUAUACAUUGAUAGUUCCAGAUUCUACAUCAAGUUUUAUGAUGCGCCGCGCUCAUUUUUUGGGUUCAAUGGUUCAACAUUUUGAUCAGACAUAUUUCAAGUCAUAGACUUGGGCAGUUUCACAAGGAAGCUAUUUCGUCUAUCUGUGUAUCAUAAAAAUUUGUAUGUGUAGUUGUUGUGAACAUAUACAUUUGAUUUAUAAAAAUUGGAAAAUUCAUCCUUC
Trifolium pratense (red clover) is the source of this 569-nucleotide messenger RNA. Its product is annotated as macrophage migration inhibitory factor homolog. NCBI's taxonomy places the organism in Eukaryota, Viridiplantae, Streptophyta, Magnoliopsida, Fabales, Fabaceae. The transcript is spliced from 3 exons. Gene Ontology annotation, molecular function: phenylpyruvate tautomerase activity. The record is from RefSeq and is a predicted model, not a curated record. Bases 84 to 431 code for a protein of 115 amino acids.